AUGGUCCCAGUUACUUACAAUGCCUCUUUAGAUGCCAUCAUUUCCAGCACAACCAACAGUACAAACACUGUGGUGCUGGCUUGGAGAGAAAAACCAAAAAAGCAUCUUCAAAUGACAUCUUUCAACAUUGCCCAGGGCAUUCAUGCUUUUGAUUACCACUCUCGGCUCAAUUUAAUUGCAACUGCUGGCAUUAACAACAAAGUCUGCCUUUGGAACCCCUAUGUGGUCUCUAAGCCAGUUGGUGUUCUCUGGGGUCACUCCGCCAGUGUAAUAGCUGUCCAAUUCUUUGCUGCAAGAAAACAACUUUUCAGCUUCUCCAAAGAUAAAGUUUUGAGACUCUGGGAUAUUCAGCACCAGCUGUCCAUCCAGAGGAUAGCGUGUUCUUUCCCCCAAAGCCAGGACUUCAGAUGCCUCUUCCACUUUGAUGAAGCCCACGGUCGACUUUUCAUCUCAUGUAAUCACCAGCUGGCACUGUUGGCCAUGGAGCGGGAAGCCAGCACGAGGGUGAAAAGCCACAAGAGCGCCGUCACUUGUGUUCUUUACCAUUCGGUCUUGAGGCAGGUAAUCAGCUCUGAUGUGGGGUCAACAGUUUGCUUCUGGAUGAUAGACACUGGGCAGAAAAUCAAACAAUUUACUGGUUGUCAUGGAAAUGCAGAAAUCAGCACUAUGGCCCUUGAUGCAAAUGAGACACGGCUUUUGACUGGCAGCACAGAUGGAACUGUUAAGGUGUGGGAUUUCAAUGGAUAUUGUCACCAUACACUAAAUGUUGGAAAAGAGGGAGUUGUGGAUAUUUCACAGAUCCUGGUUCUUAAGAAGACAAUACUGGUUACAGGCUGGGACAGGGCUAUAACCGUGUUUCGACCUCAGAACUUCAAUCAAUUUUUCAUCCACCCGGAGGAAUGGGAAGGAGGGAUACAGCACCGGGAUGAUAUCAUUUGUGCUGCAUUCUUACCUCCACAAACGCUUGCUACAGGGAGUUAUGAUGGAGAAAUCGUUCUGUGGAACAACAGCACAGGAAAUGCUCACUAUGUCCUUCAUCCCGAUUACCAGAGGCUGCUACAAUCAAAAUCAGAUACUUCUCCUCAAAAGCUCCUCAGUGCUGGGAGGAGCUGCUCCAGCCGCCCCACAGCAGAGCAGGCUACCCUGGGAGCCAGCUCCUAUGAGACUGGCACCGAGUGCGAUAACGCUGUGAUGAGGCUUUGCUUCCUUGAAGCAAGAAAAAACACUGCAGCGACAGGAGGUGCUAACUUGGUGUCAUGUGGAGGAUCUGGGUAUGUCAGACUCUGGGAUACAUUUAAGAAACAACUUCUUGCUGAAUUUUUGGCUCAUAGUGGAGUUGGAUCUAUUAUUAUGGCUACUGAUAAGCUGAAUCAAUACCUCGCCACAGGAGAUCUUAAUGGAUGUUUGAAAAUAUGGAAUAUAGAGGAGUACUGCCUCAAUUCUAGUAAGAGCAGAAUCACACAGGCCCCAACUCUGAUAAGGUCGUUCCAACCUCACGAAGACCAGAUAAGUUCCUUAGAGAUGUGCUCGCCGGGUGGCAGUUCGCUGAUUAUCUCCUGCUCCGUAGACUGCAGCGUUUGUGUGACUGAUGUCUGCGGCGCACCUGUCUACAUCUUCGGUCAGGCAAAGCAUUGGCAACUUGAAAGCUGUUUUUCUUUCCCUAAGAAGGAUAAUAAUUUAAUGGAAAGUGAGAUUCAAGAAGAAAGCAUAAGGGAAACUGCUUCACUUUCUAAUGAGGAAUCAUGCUUAGACCCAACAGAACAUUCUCUACUUGAUAAAAAAGACAAAGAUGAGCCAACAUACAAUGUCGGAUCAUCAGAAGUUAUAAAUUUAGCUAUAAAAUAUAAGGAAAGAAAUAUAUAUAAGAAAAAAACACAUAACCUUUACAGCAGUGAAAUUCUACAAAAGUCAUCCAGUGUAUUUAGGUCAUUAAGCAUCGGAGUCCUGAAAGAGCUACCGGAAGUGAAUAAACCGGCUUUUCUUCUGGACCCUGAGAAAUACUUUAGGGAAGAGCCAGAGGAGGCGUGUCCCCAAACUCCAGAGCCCCCAUCGCUCUCUGAGACUUUGAAAGCUGUAUUUGUUGAGAAAAACCUGUUUCCCAAAGACAUUCUGGAUCGUGAAAGAAGAGCCAAGCAAUUAUGUCAAGAAACAAGUAGUGAAGUGAAUAUAAAAAGAAAUAAGAAGUAUUCGGAAAUAUUUAUGAUUGAAUACAUUGGUAUUCUGAUGUUGGAUUCCUAUGAGAAGCAAAAAGAGCUAAUUACUAGCAAAUUUACAGGCACUGGUACUUUCUUCCAAAUUCUGCUUCUACUUAUUAUAAAAGAAGUGAAAUAA
Myotis lucifugus (little brown bat) is the source of this 2331-nucleotide messenger RNA. RefSeq names its product WD repeat domain 49 (gene WDR49). Bases 1 to 2331 code for a protein of 776 amino acids. The record is from RefSeq and is a predicted model, not a curated record. The transcript is spliced from 17 exons. Gene Ontology annotation, molecular function: protein binding. NCBI's taxonomy places the organism in Eukaryota, Metazoa, Chordata, Mammalia, Chiroptera, Vespertilionidae.